Malania oleifera is the source of this 730-nucleotide messenger RNA. RefSeq lists its product as uncharacterized. NCBI's taxonomy places the organism in Eukaryota, Viridiplantae, Streptophyta, Magnoliopsida, Santalales, Ximeniaceae. The coding region runs from base 67 to 627 and encodes 186 amino acids. The record is from RefSeq and is a predicted model, not a curated record. The transcript has a single exon.
AAAUGAACGAAUCACAGAUUACUCGCAGACUUUCGAUCUUUUUUACGACCCUUCACCGAGGGCUAAAUGGCGUUAAGGUAUGACAAAUUUAAGGAAGACUUCCGCUAUGGUAAAAAAGUGUUUCCCGUAGCACGUUUCACACCCACUGGAAAAUGGUCCAGCUUUAGACCUUUGCUUCCCCAGUAUAUCUGCAGGACGAACAGAGCGGAGAUGGGAGGAGACGCGGAGAAGAUGAUCGCUGUAGGCCUGGUAUGGGGCGCCACGAACGCUAUAAUGCGCCGGGGUGCGCUCAUCUGGGACCAUAAGCUCAAAGCUUUUUCUUCAAGAACGCAAAACUCCCGAAAUUCUCAGAUCCACCACCGAGUUCUCGCCACCAUCAAGAACUGGGUCAGCCUCCUCCUAAUCUGGCAGUACUCUGUCCCUUUCUUGAUUAAUCUUUCUGCAUCCGCCGCUUUCUUCGCAAUUUUGAGCGAGACCCCCAUUUCUCUGGCCGUCCCCGUUACAAAUGCUACGACGUUUGCCGCCACCGCCGUGACGGCCAUGCUCCUCGGCGAAGAGACCCGCGUGGGCUUAGCUUUGUUGGGUACAUUUCUCAUCGUUCUGGGCGUCUGUAUUUGUAUCGCGUGAUGCAUUUUUGACUGGUAGAGUUUUGAUAUUUCGUUCCAAUUUGAAUAUAAACUUAACCCCCAACUCAAUCUCUUAAACAAGUUUUUCCUGAGUGUUUUCUUUU